Messenger RNA from Truncatella angustata, 2217 nucleotides. RefSeq lists its product as uncharacterized. Gene Ontology annotation, biological process: retrograde transport, endosome to Golgi; protein targeting to vacuole. The transcript has 4 exons. Lineage: Eukaryota; Fungi; Ascomycota; Sordariomycetes; Amphisphaeriales; Sporocadaceae. Gene Ontology annotation, molecular function: phosphatidylinositol-3-phosphate binding. Bases 1 to 2217 code for a protein of 738 amino acids. The record is from RefSeq and is a predicted model, not a curated record. Gene Ontology annotation, cellular component: endosome.
AUGUCUCUCUUUGGCACCUCUCCGCCGAACGAGGAGUCCAUCCUCGCCAGCUCGACUCUCGGCCGGUCGCGCAACACGCUCUUCGACGAAGAAAACCCGAUGACCCGGUCUACGGGAGACUCGCUCUUCAACGACGACGAGCUGUCUGGCAGCGGUGCUGCUUCGCCUUGGGACAUGCCCACGCCUCGAAAGCAGCAAUCGCGCGCCGACCUGAUCCGCGGCCUGCUUUCUGGCGCACAAGUGCCAGAUGGCUAUAUCGAGGCAUUCGACCACGCCGUGCAAGAGGACGGUCGAGGCGGCAGAGUCACGCCAGCCGGUGUAUCCAAGAUACUUGCAGCAGCCAAGCUUGGCGCAGACGAACAAGCCCGCAUCACGAGCAUCCUUGCGCCUGGCGGAGAGGAGACGGACCUUACACGUGAUGCUUUCAGUGUUCUUCUAGCACUUGUCGGACUGGCGCAAGAAGGCGAGACAGUGAGUCUGGACAGCGUUGACGAGAGAAGACGAAAUCUCCCACAGCCACAGCUAUCCAACAUCCCCAAGAGGGAAGCGCCUGUUUUCGACGCGUCUGAGCUCGCUGCCAAACCACCGCAGGCUCCCGAAACGCCGCGAAAGGAUUCAUUUCCCAGGCCAGCUGCCAACGUCAGAAAACCCACCAUGACCGACCCCGAAGACGAUCCGUGGGGUUCGCCCGAUCUACACAGAAACCACCACCACCCCGAAACAUCCCAGACGAACGGGAAUCCUCCCACCAACGGACUUGGCUAUGACGGUCUCGGCGCCGGCGCACCCGAGCUGCACCAGAGGACGACUUCGACCUUCACCACUACCACGGCCGGCUCGGGCCCGCCUUCAGGACGCCAGUCAGCUGCUUCGGGCACCAUAACCGAGAAUCCGACCGUCGGAUGGAAUUAUUUCGAGGGCGCAAGUUCCCACCAAGAUCAAGGCUUUGGUGUUCCACCCAACAACCAGCCUACGAGUCCCUUUGGCGGAGUGCCUCGAGAGUCGGGCCCGAAUCCUGCCGUUGCUUCGCAUUCCCGCACUAUCAGUGGUAGUCGGAUUGGCAGCGGCGCCGAAGAAAACAUCCUGGUCACGUUGAUGCCGGAGAAAGAAGGCAUGCUCUUCUUCCAGCACCACAAUUACGAAGUCACGAGCUCGCGACGGGGAAGCAAGGUCAUCAGACGGUACAGCGACUUCGUGUGGUUACUAGACUGCCUUCACAAGCGUUAUCCAUUCCGCGUUCUGCCACUCCUUCCGCCAAAGAGGGUAGCGGUCAGUGGAAACCACCUCACCAACGACAACGGGUUUAUCGAGAAGCGAAGACGGGGUCUGGCACGAUUCUUGAAUGCUGUUGUUCGGCACCCGAUACUGGGCCAGGAGCAAUUGGUCAUCAUGUUCUUGACUGUGCCUACCGAGCUUGCGGUCUGGCGCAAACAAGCCACCAUCUCCGUCCAGGACGAGUUUACUGGUCGGGCACUACCACCCGGCCUGGAGGAUUCGCUGCCCAUCGGACCACUCAACGAGCUGUUUGACCGCACUCGGUCAGGUGUCCGUCGGUCCGCGGACUUGUAUAUCAACACUUGCAGCCUCAUGGAUCGCCUGGCCAAACGCUCCGAGGGCGUGGCAGCUGACCAUGGGCGUCUGGCUGGAUCGCUGGCAUCCCUCACAGAAGCUAGCGCGGACACGUACUCGACCGACACAAAUGACGUGCCGCUGCUGAAUGACGGACUACACGCCAUGUCGAAGCGAUUGCAGACGGCGAAAGGAUUACUCGAGGACGAGAGCAAGGCAUGGGAGACUGGAGUGCUCGAGGAUUUGAAAAGACAGCGCGACGGGCUGGUAUCCGUGAGGGAAAUGUUUGACCGCAGAGAACGGCUUGACAAGGACAGCAUUCCGUCUCUCGAACGGCGCAUUCAAAGCAACGAGACGAAGCUUGCUGGGUUGCGCGCCAAGCCUGAUGGUUUGGUCAAGCCCGGCGAGAUUGAGAGGGUAGUGGAGAGCAUCAUCAAGGAUAAGGAAAGCAUCGUGACCCAGCACAACCGCUCUGUCUUUGUGCGAGAAACUCUCCGCGACGAACUCAUAUACUUCCAACAGACACAGUAUCAAGUCUCGAGAUGGAACCAGGACUGGGCGCAGGAGCGUGUCAAGUACGCCGAGAUGCUGGCCGACAACUGGCGCCGACUUCUGGACGAGCUCGAGGGCAUGCCGCUGGGAGAGUAG